AUGAUACAACAAAUAUUGUUAAACUUGAUGUUAUUUCUCAUCAUCGGCUUAAUAUUUCAUCCUGGUAAUGGUGAACAUUAUACGCACGAAAAUGAAUUCAAUAUGGAACAACAUAAUAAAGGAGAUUUAUACAUUGGAGGACUCUUUCCUGUGCAUUCUAUUGGUUGGGAUGCCAGUGGUGUUAUACCUGCCGUUGAAAUGGCUCUGGAAGACAUAAAUAAUCGAUCGGAUAUCCUAGCGGGCUACAAGCUUAAAUUACUAUGGAAAGAUACUCAGGGCAAGAAUCACGUAGGUUUAUCGGCAUACUACGACAUUCUUCGUAAGCCUCCAACCAAAGUUACAAUCUUGGGGCCUGGAUUUACGAAUAUAGCCACAAUGACGGCGGAGAAUUCCCAUUUUUAUAAUUUAGUGCAGGUAUCCUACUCAGCAGAGGGUGCUCGUUUAUCAGACAGAAAUCUCUUUCCUACGUUUUUUCGUACCUGCUAUAAUCCGAGUUCAUUCAGUUCACAAUUAGUAACCAUAUUACUUCAUUUCAACUGGACUGAAGUUGGCCUUCUUUAUGCGAAUAGUGACGAUUUUAGCCAUUCGGUAAAUUCAUUAAAGAAGAGCUUCUCUCAAGCUGGUAUCAAAAUUGCUAUUGCUGAAGACUUUGCUGCCGGUUCAUCUAUGGAACGAGAAGUUACUCGGAUUAAGGAAUCAAAAGUAAAUAUCAUUAUCGGUUUAUUCCAUGUUGAAGAUUCAUGGAAGGUAUUUUGCCAGGCUUUUAAGUUAGCCAUUUAUGGAUACGAUUACGCUUGGAUUAUUCCUAGUUGGCUGUCUAAAGAAUUUUGGAUAAAGUCUAACAACAUCCAAGGUGUAAAUUGCACCUAUGACCAAAUACUACAAGCAUCACAAUAUUCCCUUGCCAUUGAUCAUUCAAAGAGCAAUGUACUAAAUAGAUCGACAGUAUCGGGCAUGACUCCAUUAAUGUUUCGGCGACGAUACCAAGAGCGACUUCAAACUAAUAAUUACACUUGCCGAAUAAAUCCUUAUGCUGGGUUUGGUUACGAUGCUGUGUGGGCAGUUGCACUAGCUUUAGAUAAUUCCAUUCAAGAAUUAAAAAUGUACAACAAGACUUUAACUGACUUUAGUUAUAACGAUUCAGAGAUGGGUGGCAUAAUUUUACAUCAAAUGGGGCUAAUCGAGUUUGAAGGAGUAACAAAUUAUAUUAAGUUUGAUAAGUUUGGAAAUGUUCAGCCACGUAAGACCUAUUUAAAGCAGUUACAAGGUGGAGAAUUACAAAUUGUCGGCAUUAUUUUAGCUAAUUCUAACCGAAUUAGCUAUCAGAGUCCCCAAGUAUCUCCGUUGAUAUGGCCAGAUGACCACACUCCGGUUGCAAAAUAUCGUUUUGUCCUCAUCAAUAUUGGAAUUUCCCCAAUACAGUUUUAUUUUAUGACAGUCUUAGCGGUAACUGGUAUUUUACUCUCCACGACAUUAAUUAUGUGUAAUUUCAAAUUUAGGCAGGAAAGAAAUGUCAAAAUGUCAAGUCCGAAGUUAAAUUAUCUUGUUCUACUUGGUUGUAUAAUUUUAUACAUUGCUGUUAUCGUCAUGGGUAUUGAUGGAAAAGAUUGGAUUACCAAACUUUGCAUGCUAACUCCGUGGUUUAUAUGCGUGGGUUUUACUUUAGCUGCUGGUGCACUCUUCACCAAGACUUAUCGAGUAUACAGGCUGUUGACAGCAAAGACUAAACUUCGAGCUGUAAGCAUUGCUAGAAUUUUUUCGUUCUUUAAGCUGAAAAAGCCAAUUCGAGACCACCAUUUAUACGCCAUCAUUUUCAUUCUGUUGGUCAUUGAAGCUGGUAUAUUAACUGCUUGGACAGUAGUUGACCCGUUGCAUUCAGAGAUAGCUUAUAAAGUUUUAGAUAUACCAAUAGCAGAAAGAGGCACACGUUAUUGUGGAUAUUAUUUUCAAUGCAAUUGUAAAUAUAAAACAUAUUGGUUUGUUACAACUAUAUCUCUCAAUGCCGUUAUACUUUUGUUUGGUGCUUUCUUGGCAUACGAGACAAGGAAUAUCAAGAUCACUUCAAUGAACGAUUCAAAAGAAAUUGCUAUAUGUAUUUAUAACAUUAUACUUUUGUGUGGUGUGGCCAUUGCGGUUUACAUAACGACGCCAAAACAUAGUGGCAUCACCUAUGGAAUAUCUGGAGGACUAAUUUUAUAUUGUACUACUUCUUCGCUGUGCAUUCUUUUCGUUCCUAAAAUUGUGAGAAAUUGUAAGUUAAUCAAGCGUCGUCGACCAAGUUGCAGUACUGAAGCUAGUUGUAAUACGAGUGUAAUGUUAUCAUACGACACAUUUCAAGAGAAAGAGAAUGAAAUUAGAAAACUCAAGCAAGAAGUUGAUCGAUUGCAAUCUACACUACAAGUACUGAACUGUACAGAUACCAAAAAAUACGACAGGAGUGAUCCUUCUGAGUAG
This is a messenger RNA of Trichoplax adhaerens, 2454 nucleotides long. RefSeq lists its product as uncharacterized. Gene Ontology annotation, molecular function: G protein-coupled GABA receptor activity. The coding region runs from base 1 to 2454 and encodes 817 amino acids. Gene Ontology annotation, cellular component: G protein-coupled receptor heterodimeric complex; membrane. The record is from RefSeq and is a predicted model, not a curated record. The transcript has 16 exons. Gene Ontology annotation, biological process: G protein-coupled receptor signaling pathway; gamma-aminobutyric acid signaling pathway. NCBI's taxonomy places the organism in Eukaryota, Metazoa, Placozoa, Uniplacotomia, Trichoplacea, Trichoplacidae.